Messenger RNA from Closterium sp. Naga37s-1, 2181 nucleotides. NCBI's taxonomy places the organism in Eukaryota, Viridiplantae, Streptophyta, Zygnematophyceae, Desmidiales, Closteriaceae. The record is from the annotation of a GenBank genome assembly.
AUGCAAGGGGCUCCACCCCGCAACGACGAGCCACGCACAACCGACACUAGCGGUCACGCGCCAAUAAUACCGACGUCGGACAAUCUCGGGCAAGCGGCUCCUCCAGCUCCCGCAACGACGGGGUGUUCGACUCGACGUCAGCAAGCUGCUGCCGCUGCGCAGGCUAAGGCUGCACUCAUCGCUCAGCAACAUGCGACUGCCACUGCUGCGCCUGCGGCGUCUGCGGGUGCUCUUGCAGCACUCGCCCGGCAACAGAAGAAGCAGCAUACGCAGCGAACGCAGCAGCACCAGAAGCAGCAGCAGCAGCAGCAGCAGCAGCAGCAGCAGCAGCAGCAGCAGCAGCAGCAGCAGCAGCAGCAGCAGCAGCAGCAGCAGCAGCAGCAGCAGCAGCAGCAGCAGCAGCAGCAGCAGCAGCAGCAGCAGCAGCAGCAGCAGCAGCAGCAGCAGCAACACCAGUCGCAGCAGCAGCAGCAGCAGCAGCAGCAGCAGCAGUCACUCGCGACGCCACCCAACCAAGCCCCGCUCCUCGCGCAUCAGCCUCUGCCCGCCAAUGCUUCGCCGGCGGCAUCUGGGGGGGCCCGAGCUGCGUUCGCCACGCAGCAACAGCAACACCAGUCGCAGCAGCAACACCAGUCGCAGCAGCAGCAGCAGCAGCAGCAGCAGCAGCAGUCACUCGCGACGCCACCCAACCAAGCCCCGCUGCUCGCGCAUCAGCCUCUGCCCGCCAAUGCUUCGCCGGCGGCAUCUGCGGGGGCCCGAGCUGCGUUCGCCACGCAGCAACAGCAACACCAGUCGCAGCAGCAGCAGCAGCAGCAGCAGCAGCAGCAGCAGCAGCAGCAGCAGCAGCAGCAGCAGCAGCAGCAGCAGCAGCAGCAGCAGCAGCAGCAGCAGCAGCAGCAGCAGCAGCAGCAGCAGCAGCAGCAGCAGCAGCAGCAGCAGCAGCAGCAGUCACUCGCGACACCGACGGCCAUGGCUGCACUACUCGCCCACCCACCGCCGCCUGCCAAUGCUGCGCCGAACGCAUAUGCAGAGGCGAACCUGCCAUACGCCAUGCAGCAGCAACAGCAGCAGCAGCAGCAGUGGAUAAGCACACCAAACAACUCACCCACAUCUGCUACAUUCGGCUCCAUGCUACGCACGCCAGUUGCACCUGCUACUGCAGAUGCUACAUACCCUGGACAGUGGCAGUACUCUCCCCCCCUUGUUCACCCCAAUGCUCCUUUCCCCACACUCAAUCCCUCACACAUGCAGGCUCCACCAGCACCCGCCAAUGUCUCACACGGCGAUGUUCCUUGGGCUUCGAAUGCUGGCAUUCACUCUAUUCCCGCCCCAUUUGCCCGUAGCGCAGAUGAGUAUGAUUUCACGCGUUGCGACUCGAACGAUGUUGGUGCACUUCCUGACGACGUGUUCCCACAAGCCCUCAACGAGCAACAGCCUCACUCCACCGGGCCAGGGACUGUGAGCCCGGCUACGCCUCAUGCUAUUGCAGGUGCCAUUCCACCUACGCCCAUCAUCCCGAGUAUCCCGCCAGGUGGAGAUGACCUGGGACCCAUGGAUGAGCCUGAGGAUGGCUCUGAUGACGAUGCCCUGGACAUACUGGCACCGCGCGCUGCUGGAGUUCCAGUGAGCAGAGAGGAGUUUGAUUCCAUGUCAGCCCUUGUUCGAUCUCUGCAACGGGAAAAUCUGGAGCUGAAGAACCAGGUUGAGACUCUGCGCCAAGUUCCCUCCUCCUCCACCCGCCCCUCGAGCGAUUCGGAGACACCACGCUACCUGACAACACAACAAGCCGUGGGAACUGCUAUUGCUGUCGCGUACAGGACGAAGGUGCCAUUGAGCAAAGACAUCGUGGCUCCAGAGUUUCAUGAGUUCUCUCAGACGCUCGCGACGGCAAUGAUGUCGGUACCACCUCUCCCACAUGGUCUAACUCACGGUAGCAAGGCCAUCCCCCCAUCUCCGUCUCGCCCCUGCCUUACUCUCUGCCUGGCAGAGCCACUGCAAGGCACGGCAGCCCCUAACCAGCUCCUCUCCCCCCAUCUCCGUCUCGCCCCUGCCUUACUCUCUGCCUGGCAGAGCCACUGCAUGGCACGGCAGCCCCUAACCAGCUCCUCUCCCCCCAUCUCCGUCUCUCCCCUGCCUUACUCUCUGCCUGGCAGAGCCACUGCAAGGCACGGCAGCCCCUAA